Messenger RNA from Branchiostoma belcheri (Belcher's lancelet), 3684 nucleotides. Its product is annotated as leucine-rich repeat-containing protein 4B-like. Bases 495 to 2306 code for a protein of 603 amino acids. The transcript has a single exon. Lineage: Eukaryota; Metazoa; Chordata; Leptocardii; Amphioxiformes; Branchiostomatidae. The record is from RefSeq and is a predicted model, not a curated record. Gene Ontology annotation, molecular function: protein binding.
UAGUAUCCAGGCUGUGAUCUGACCGAGAGGGAGACUGUCCAGGGCUUGGGAAUUUGGCCGGCCGUAUCUGAGCUGUUUGCGGUGGCAUCUUUACCAGCAGAGCUGUGUGGAAACAUUUAACUGUGAUCUGACUGGGAGCUACUGUUUGGGGCUUGGGAAUUCAGCCAUCUAUAUCUGCUGCAUCCUACCAGAGCUGUGUGGAAACAUUUAACUGUGAUCUGACGGAGAGGGACUGUUUGGGUCUUGGGAAUUCGGCCAGCCAUAUCUGCUAAGUCUGUGGCAUCUUACCGGACCUUUCUAGAAGAAUUUAACUGUGAUCUGACCGAGUGGGACUGUUUGGGACUUGGGAAUUUGGCCAGCCGUAUCUGCUUAGUCAGCUGUGGCACCUUAACCAGAGCUGUCGUGAAAGCUGAAAAGGAGCUACAGCCAGCUGUAUCAUCUACUAGUGUCUGCUGCAUUUUACUACCAGAUCUGUGUGGAAACAUUUAACUAAGAUGGAAUUAACGGGAGUGUUUCUGGCCGUGUUGGCAUUCAGCAGCCUGCUUGCUGUUGUAGCCAGUGCAGACGCGUGCCCUGAUAUGUGUGUAUGCGAAAGCAGCGACGACGAGAACAGCGUGAAUUGCGCCAACAGGGGGCUGGACCAGGUGCCCCAGGAUAUGCCCUACAUCUCCACAACAAUCAGUCUGAACGACAAUCAGAUCAAGGCCAUCAAGGAGGACCAGUUUGUGAACCUGAAGUCUUUGAAAGUGCUGCACAUUUAUGCCAACAGGCUAACGGAUCUCCAUCCGAAGGCUUUCAACGGUUUAACCAGGCUGACACGACUGAUUCUCUCGCAGAACCAGCUAAAAGAGCUACCUUUGGGCCUGUUUCUGGGCUUGGAGAACCUCAAAUGGCUGGAUUUAAGCAUCAACAAGCUGCAAACUCUUCCUGCUAUGAUCUUCAAGGACCUUUUCUAUCUGGAGUACCUGGAGAUUUGGGGCAACCAGUUGAACUACUUACCCGAGGAGACCUUUAAGGGUUUGGAGAACCUCGGUUUGCUGAUGAUCGGGCAGAAUAACUUCACGCGGGUUCCCAGCCUGGCGUUCCGCUACCUCCCGAGUUUGUCCACGCUGAAAAUGGACGGGCUUCUGCUAGACAGGCUGGGAAACGAUGCUUUCCAGUACGUGACGAUUCUGCGGGAACUGUACCUCGGAGGCAACCAGAUCGCGACGAUCGGGAACGACACUUUCCGCAACCUGCUCAAACUCGAGUCUCUGGACCUCUCGAAUAACCAGCUGCAGACGCUCACGUUAACGGAGAGCGCGCUGCCGAAUCUCCAGAUCUUCGACUUGCACGACAACCCCUGGAUGUGCGACUGCAGACUGUUGUGGCUGCCGGGGUGGCUGAAGAAGCGUAACCUCGCCGACAACGUCGUGACGUGCAGCCAGCCCAAGUCGCUGCAGGGUAGGAGGUUAAACAACGUCGCCCUCGAGGUUUUGACCUGCCCCCCUCCGGUUAUCAUUGAACCCACAAACAAGAAAAACGUGAAGGAGGGGGCGUCCGUUGCCCUACCGUGCGAAGCUAAGGGAGAUCCACCACCUACCAUAAGGUGGAUUACCCCAAAUGGAAAGGAUGUCACGUCUUCUAACAACGACCGCAUGGUGGUCUUGGAUAACGGUACGUUGUUUAUCUCCAAGGCGACGUUAGACGACAGGGGAGACUUCACCUGCAUUGCGGAGAAUGUGAACGGUCAGCACGACAAAGCUACGACCAAACUAUGGGUAAAAAGUAAAGGUUUCUUGUGGGGGCAUGAAACCAGGGAGAGCACCCCGAAAAAAGGAGAGACGACGUCCUCGCGGUUCCUCUGGACGAAUGUGGGCAUCGGGAUUGGUUCGAUCGUGUUGUGCGUGGUGUUACUGGUCGUGUGGAAGGUGAUGAAGAAGAGGAAAACCCACAGGGACCGGAACGUUGACGCGAAACCCAUGACGAUGCGAAACGUGACGACGGUCUCCGGCGUCAGCGAGGUCGGAUCGCAGUAUGUCAACCUGCCCGUCGGAUCCGGGAUGGUCACCAUCGACAGGGCGGGGACGCUCGACAGGAAUCACCGCAACAUCAUCGACGGUACCAUCGACAUCACGCAAGACGAGAAACCGCCGUACACCAUCACGAAUGCAGACGGGAUGGGCCUAAACCACACCACCAUGAACACCUUCUCAAUGCCAGACAUUCACCAGCACAAUAACGAAAGAAUAAACUCGAGUCGAAGUUUAACUACCUUUUCCACCUUUGAUAACGCGGAGUCAGGAAGUAUGGUGGCGACAGUAUGAUACUGUCCUUUGUAACAAAAAACAGAUGAAGAAAAAAUGGCUAUUUUGUUUUACCGACGUUUCGUGUGCAUGUGUGAAAUAAGAGCUGUAGAUAUUGAGCUUUCUGAUUGGAAUAAUAUUGUUAAUUAUACCCAGUUUUUAUACACUAUGGUGAUGACGACUUUAUCAUAGGAAAGAUGAGGGGAAACUUUUACGGUGGAAAAUUCUACUGUCAGGGUUUACGUUUCCCUCAUCAAGCGACUCUUUUUACAAAAGAGUUGUCGAUCUCUAUUUGACUGUGCAGAAGGCCACAAAGUCAAUUUACGAUUUGGCUCUGAGAGACCCAAAGUCUUGCAAAGAUGUCAGAAAAAAGUCUUAUAGCAAAAAAUCUUUUUUUUUUUCUUCUAAAAAACAAGAGGACAUAAAGGUUGACAGAAACUGAUUAUCACACUGAAUUUUUUCAAUGAUCAGUAGCAGGGUAUGUACAACACUGUUAUUGCCGAUAACUGCUUUGUACAAUGUUACUCAACAAUUGAAAUUCGGAUGCACUAAAUUGAAGUUAAAGGAUAACAUAGUCAAAGGUUUACUGUUAUAAUGCGACCAAAUAUUUUGAGUUUGCCACCUGAAAGUUUAGGCUCUCUAUUAUCAUUUUAAAAGUUGGCCACUGUGAUGCUUUGUCCAAAGAAUGACCAGUUUCACUGCCAAAAAUUGCAAAUGCAUUAAAAGGAAUAAUUACAUUGUAAAUCAGAGUACAGAAGCCUGCUUUUGUUAUGAUGAAAUUGACAUUUUUUGUCACAGUGGUUAUUAAGAAAAAUGUCACUUAAUUUGAAUUUGUGACACAGUACAAUGGGUAUGGAGGUAAACUCAAUAAGUGCUAAUGUCUUCUAAAACUUUUGUAUUGUUGGGAAAUAGAAUUUGGAACUUUUGGGGUUUUCUCUCUUUUUCUUUGUGCACAGAGGGAGGAACAGACAAUCAUAUGUUGGGUACAGAAAAGACGAUGUAUGUAAAAAAAAACAGAUCACUGCUCGGAACUUUUUUAUGGUCUUUGAUGCGUCCAUUUUUGUAGAACAUGUCCUUGUGUGACCUUGCCAACCAAUAUGGAGGACUAACUUGUGCCAGGAGAGGUCAGAGGUCAUAAUGGAAGUCAGAGAACGUUUUACACCAUCAGCAUUUUGUAUGUAGUUAAAUGUCAUCAAGAAAUUCUUCCUUGAGAUAUUCUUGGAGAAAAGUUGGCCUCUUAUUUGUUAAGUCAUAAGACAAGAGAGCAAGCAAGAUGAAGGUUCAAGUCUUGGGAUGGUUCAAAGAAUUUUGAUAAGAAAUGGCUUACCUGGUGGCCCUGUAUGUAAUGUGGUCGAAUUCCUUAAAAGAAAAGAAAAAUACACACUCAUGUGACAUAAGA